Messenger RNA from Chelonoidis abingdonii (Abingdon island giant tortoise), 3283 nucleotides. RefSeq names its product PHD finger protein 10 (gene PHF10). The record is from RefSeq and is a predicted model, not a curated record. NCBI's taxonomy places the organism in Eukaryota, Metazoa, Chordata, Testudines, Testudinidae.
UCUCGCCCCGCCUAGCGGAGGGAGCGGGCGGCAGCUAUGGCGGCGGUUCUGUCCCCGCGGGUGUGUGACAGCGACCCGGCCACGCCCGGUGCCCAGUCCCUGAAGGAUGACACAGAAGAAAAUUCAAAUGAUAGCAGCCAGCCAUCAAAAAGACGACGUAUGGGCUCGGGGGACAGUUCUCGAAGUUGUGAAACUUCUAGUCAAGAUCUUGGCUUUAGCUACUUUCCUGCUGAAAAUUUGAUAGAAUACAAAUGGCCACCUGAUGAAACGGGAGAAUACUAUAUGCUUCAGGAGCAAGUCAGUGAAUACUUGGGUGUGACCUCAUUUAAACGAAAAUAUCCAGAUUUAGAGAGACGAGAUCUGUCUCAUAAGGAAAAACUCUACCUCAGAGAACUAAAUGUCAUCACAGAGACUCAGUGUACUUUAGGUCUAACAGCCUUACGCAGUGAUGAAGUGAUUGAUUUGAUGAUUAAAGAAUAUCCUGCCAAACACGCUGAGUAUUCUGUAAUACUGCAAGAAAAAGAACGUCAGCGAAUAACAGAUCAUUAUAAAGAGUACUCUCAAAUGCAACAACAGAACACACAAAAAGUAGAAGCUAGUAAAGUUCCAGAAUAUAUUAAGAAAGCUGCCAAGAAAGCUGCAGAGUUUAACAGCAAUUUAAACCGGGAACGAAUGGAAGAAAGAAGAGCCUAUUUUGAUUUACAGACACAUAUUAUCCAGGUGCCUCAAGGAAAAUACAAAAUAUUACCUACAGAGAGAACAAAGGUUAGUCCUUAUCCAGUGGCUCUCAUACCAGGCCAGUUCCAGGAGUACUACAAAAGAUACUCCCCAGAUGAACUUCGUUAUUUGCCAUUAAACACAGCCCUUUAUGAACCACCUUUGGAUCCAGAACUGCCUGCACUGGACAGUGAUGGAGAUUCGGAUGAUGCAGAAGAGGGUCGAGGGGACGACAAACGGAAAAUCAAAGGCAAUUCGGACAACUCAUCUGGCAAUGUGUCUGAAGGUGAAUGCGCCAAUGACAACCAGGAGGAUUCUUUUCAGGGAAGACAAAAAACAAGAGACAAAAGUGCUACUCCAAGAAAAGAUGGUUCCAAACGUUCUGUACUGUCCAAAUCAGUUCCUGGGUACAAGACCCAAACUCAUGCCAGUAUUUUCAAGAAUAUGAAAUCCAAAGAUGAAGCUUGAAAAAGUGUUAGCAUUGUUUAACUUUACAUUAGAGAUUGUAUGCGACUGGUCUGACAGAAAAAGGAGCUUCAUUUAGGUAUGAAGACCACAAAGUACAGUAUCUGUUGGUUAGUCUGCUCUGUCUAGUGGUCUUUUGAAUACAUAGAGAGAACGAAUGAAACAGAACCAUUUGUAAGGUUCUGAACUCCUAAAUGUAGAGCUGUACAAGUAAUGCAGUACUGCAGUUUGAAAAUGGACCCAAAUGGCUAUUACCCAUUAAUUUAAACUACCGAUUAUGUUAGUAACAAAGCAAUUAGUGCAAGCUAACUCGAUAACUUACAGUGCCAAAAUAUUUGUAUGGCACGUCUUCACAACUUCAGCGUACCUAGCAUUACUCAAAGGUGAUGCAUCAGGCUGUUGAUACCUCAAGAGGUGGCACAGCUGUGCAUUUUUUUUAAAUGGGAAUUUUAAAACAUCUUUAGUAUGCCCCUUACAUGAAAUAUCUUAAAACUGAUUAGAUGUGAACAUUCUUGUUAGAGGUGGCCUACAAAAUGAUUGAACAGAUAUUGAUAUACCAGAACGUACCUAAAUAUGAAGGCACUUGAAGCUGAAGGCUAUAAAUGGAUCUUAAAUGUCCCUUUACAUUCUGGGGUUUUGGGUAAUAUUUUUCCUCUGUAUUAUUCAGUUUGUCCACAUUUUAUAGGAUAAUCUUUAGGUUACAUUUAAUUAAAAUUGAAGGAUAAUUGCUGCAACAUCAAUAUAUAUAAGUGAAUAGCUAUAGUCAAUACAGUAUAAAUGAUACAAUGGAAUUCUCAUAUUUACUUCUCUUUUUAAGCAGGAAAACUGGUGUAUUUUGUGUGAAGCCAUUUUUAUUAAGUGUCACCCUUUUAACUGAUAUGGUUAGCAUGUUUUAUAUUUCGUUACAUCACAAAGUGUAUGCGUCUUGGAUGUUGUUGCAAUUGAUGCAGGACUGGCUACUACAUUGCACACACAGGGUUCUGUUCUCAGAGUUCAGGAGGUUUUUGCACAUAAUAAAUCUGCCAUGUGUUGAGCUACUAGGUCCCCAAAACAUUUUGCCAUGGGUUCACUAUAUAUGAAAUUUAAAUGCCUUGCCCACAGGCAGUAGGACCUCAGAGAAAAAUCAUGCUUGUCUGGGUGGUUGCAAUGCUUGAUUUGAGACUCUGAGCUGCAGCACAGCAGCAUGGAAGUUAGUUACAGAGUCCCUCUGCCUCACCCUUCAUCAAAAUAAGAUGAAGGUGAUUUGGAAAAUAAAAUGGUCAAAUGGGAUAUUAUGAUUUCCCAUACAGGAUAGACAGAUAUUUUCAUAGUGUUCCCUAAAAGCCAUUUAAUUUCUUUAGGCUGGUAGAACUUGAAUUGCUUUGAAAUGUGAAUACCUUGUGUUUUGUUUGGUUUGUUUUUCUCCCUCCCCCCCCACCCCCUUUUUUUUUUUUUUUAAAAAGAGUGCUUCCAUACCUUGGGGCUCUCUGUUUUUAAUAUGCUGUGAUUAUUUCAGUUUCUAGUGAACACAAGUUAGUAGAGUGGAAGUAGAGGGAAGUAUUAACAAUAAAUACACAUAAGUCAGUGUCUAAUUUUAUAAUUAUAUGUAUCAAAGUAUUAACUACACAUACACUAACAGGGGUACAGUAACCAAAAGUUAGUUCACUUUAGUUUCAUUGGAGUGAGAGGGAGUUUGCUGCUGUAUAUUAUGGCAGUAUAGUAUGAAUAAUUCAUAGCUGAAAUAGAAUUUGGAUUAGAGAAGUGCACUUGCUAUUUUAGAGAGGUUUGUUUUACUUAGCUAUAGGUAAAAGAACACAACAAAAACCUUACUCUUAGAAUGUAGCAGUAAGCAACAAGAGGGUAGAUAAACACAGCAAGACUGAGGUUUAAGUAUGUGCCACUAUCCUUUUGUUGGGAAGAGCAGGGUAUACAAGGUAUAUAUGUAGGAGACAUAGAAUAGUUACCAGUAAGAAUUUUCUAUGUAUGCUUUCACUUCCAUGAUAUUUAUUUUGUAGAGACAUUUGUGAAUGUUAGACUUCUUUUACAGUUUUACUAUAUUUAUGUAUAAAACAGGUUUGACUAUGCUUUUUUAAAAUAAAUAAGCAAAAAAAGUCUCUCUGAA